UUUCCCACUGGAGCUGGGGAACAGGCUUCAAUGAAAACUGCUUGUUUGCAGCCAUAUGGAGACUGCAGGUGCCACAGCCACUGUUUCCUCCACCUGACCUGCAGCAGAAACUCCACCAUCAGGAUAGGAAGGUAGCCUUGUUGCCUAGCAAAGGUGGGAUGAUUUAUUUCUGUUUCUAGAUUGGUCCCUUUGCUGCACGAGAGAAUUGUUUUCAGACUUCCAAGGAGAAUGAAGCCAGGCUAGAAAUCGGAGUGGAUGUGUGAGAGCUGCUCUCCCAGGGAAGAGAAGGAGUUCCAGGGUUUCUGUGCUUUCUGCUCCCCCUGCACCACGGGACCAUGGUUUUAUCGGCCCCAGUGAUAGCCUUGGGGGCUACCUUAGGCACUGCGACCAGCAUCCUUGCCCUCUGUGGUCUCACCUGCUUUUGCAAAUGCAAGCAGCCUGAAAAAGGACUCUCAGAAAAGGACCAAGAGGACGACACAGAAAACACUAAGCCCAGUGUGCUUCAGCCAGUCCAGCAAUUCAACGUCAAGAAAACUGCAGAGCCAGUCCAGCCUCGAGCACUCCUGAAGUUUCCCAACAUUUAUGGCCCCAAACCAGUAGUGACUUCGCCUGAAAUUGUUAACUACACACAGUACUCUCUGAAGACCACAGAGGAAACAGCUACUGGGAAACAUACUAGUCUGGAUGAGAACAGGAUGAAGAUAGAAGUCAACGAGGAGCUGUUUGUUCUCCCUCAAAACGUUGCAGGUGUGGUAAAGGACGUGUGUGUAACAGAGCACUUGAAGCCUGAGAGGGCAGCCAGCUGCAACCAGGCCCCCGAGCUGCACUACUCCCUUGCUUAUGAUCAACAGAAAGAUGAGCUACGUGUGGCCCUUCUGGAAGCUAUGCAUGGUGGAAUGAGUGGGGACCAUGAAGCUGUCUGCCAUUGCUAUGUACUGGGAACACUGGUGAGCAAGUCUGGCAUUGCUGAGGCCCAGACAGAGCUGAAGAAGAGGGUGCUUCACACCCUUUGGGAGGAGGUCCUGAGAUUCCCAUUGACAGAGGAGGAGAUGACAGAGGGGACACUGACCCUCACCCUGAGAAACUGCGACAAGUUCUCCAGGCACAGCAUUGUGGGGGAACUCAAACUGAGCCUUGCAGACAUGAAGGAUUCCUUUGGGACAGCCCAGUGGGAAAGGCUGAAGAUCCCAGAGAAGGAGCCUUCUACAGGUCAUGGGGAGGUUCUGCUGUCUAUCAGCUACCUGCCAGCAGCUAACCGCCUGCUGGUGGUGAUUAUUAAGGCUAAAAAUCUCCAUUCCAAGCAGCUGAAAGACCUACUUGGCAAUGAUGUUUCUGUCAAGGUGACACUGAAGCACCAGUCCUUGAAACUGAAGAAGAAGCAGACCAAACGUGCAAAGCACAAGAUCAACCCUGUGUGGAACGAGAUGAUCAUGUUUGAGAUGCCUCACGAGCUUCUGCGUGCCUCCAGCGUGGAGCUGGAAAUGCUGAGCCAGGAUGGUGCUGGGCAGAGCCACGUGCUUGGCAAGUGCAGCCUGGGCUUACACGUCGCAGGUACAGAGAGGAGCCACUGGGAAGAAAUGCUGAGGAACCCCAGGAGACAGAUCGCCAUGUGGCACCAGCUCCACAUGUAGGCUCACCAUGGUUGCUGCCAACCAGACUUCCACCAGGCCUUGGAGGUUGAGAGAAUAAGCUGUGGUUCACCUUCUAUCUUCCCCUGCACAAAGCUGCUCGGCACAGCAUUCUCCUUACACUACCUUCUCCGAUGUUCCUGCCUCAGCUUAGCCCAGGAAACUGUCUGCAAAACAUCUUCGAAGGACAGUCUCUCACCUAAUCAAGUGGUCUGCUCAAAGGAGGGGUCUGUCUCGAUAAUUUGAAUUAAUUUUAUUUGCCUGCUUGCUGUCGUUUCUGUGAGGUGUUUGUUUCUGUAGAGGAGCAGAGGGGAGCAAAAGGGACUAUGGAAACCUAAGCCACUCCUUGGCAUCUGGCACUGUCACCCGCAUCCCUUGAUGAAUGCUUGCUCUACAACCACAAACAUGUGGCAGAUGUUCUACCAGUCAGUGUUCUCCAAUGCACUUCAGACUGUGAGAAAUGAAGAUCACAAACCUGAGUGCAGACUAGAGGUAUCAGUGUGACAGAGAAAAGCCAACUGCGGACCCAAGGGAUCAGCAUGACACAGAGAGAGGCCAACUGGAGAACUGAAGGAUCAGCAUGACACACAGAGAAGCCAACAUGCAGUAGUAGACGGAUACCUAGAGAAGGAUACAGAAGUAAGGGGGAGAACAGAGGGUGAAGAGCGUGCGGGACAGUCGACAUUAUCGUCCUCUGUGGUAGCCUUUGAAGCAAACACUGCCAAACAAGAAGUCAAAUUCUUUCCUUCACUUUUGUUUCCUUGAGCCUUCGACACCAUGUAUUUAGGAUUCAUGAAAUCUGCUGAAAGUAAGAGUGCUUCAGGAUCCUUUAGCAAACUUUCUACAGUGUCAGCCAGGAAGGCUUUAGGCAUGGACAAAAGGUCCCAAAAACCUGGGCCAGAUCUUUUUGCUUCCAGCUGCCUUUUCUGUCCAGGUUAGAAUUUCUGAGUUCCAAAUACUCUACAUUCUAAGUAACAUCUCAGACUACACAAAAGAAGAGGAAUAAUUUCAUACCUUAGCAGUUGACUGAUGGUUUUGGUUUGACAGUUGACUAUGACUUCUCACCCUUGAGAACUGCCGUGUGUUUCAUCACUUCCAGACAGAAAGAAUUCACUGAACAGACAGACUCCCCAGGGCUUGCUUUUCUGUGUGCACUUUCAAGAUUUGACGUGACUUAAAUGUUGCUCUUCACUGUCCUUCUUGUGUGUGUCUCUAGAUGGGCUGGAAGUCUGGCAUUGGCGGUGAGGAUGCUGUGACCCCAUAAACACACAGUGUGUCCUACUGCUUUAUUUCAAGGAGCAGACACGGCUAUAAGGGACUUCCACAGGGAUAAGAUAUCCAAGAGUUAUAAAACAGAACCAUAGAGUUUGUAGCACUGAAAAACUCAGAAAACUUCCUGUUUGUAGGGUCAGAUUGAUCCUCUGCUUGAUCCAGAAUCUUAACAUAGACUUCAUCUAGAGUCCAUCUCAUUUUGAUGCCUUGGUCAAGCAGGUCUAGCACAUUGCCAGUAGGAGGCUGCCAUCCUCUUGGCAAAGGGGAAUCACUGGAACCAGUGAACUGAAACCUGGCUGAAGCACCAAGCAUGGAGGGCUAUGAACAGAGGACAUAGCUUCAGCUGCAACAGGAGAAUGGUGUGGCUGCAGCUGGAAGUGGUGACUGGGGCUGGUAGUGAGACUGAUACUGUUGAACACCUUCACAAAUGACUUGGACAGUGGUGCAGAAACAUGCCCUCAGCGAGCCUGCAGAUGAUACAAAACUAGGUGUAGCUGUUGAUGCCACCAGCCAGUUGUGCUGCUGUUCAGAGAGAUGUGGAGGGGCUGGAGAAAUGGGCUGAGAGGAACCUCCUGAAGUUCAACAAGGAAAAGGGACAAGCCUUGUAUCUGGGAGAGAAUAACUCCAUACAUUAGGACAUGCUAGGUGCCAUCCAGAUGGAAAACAGCUUCCCACAAAAGGACCUGGUGGACACCACACUGAACAUAAGCCAGCAAUGUGCUCAUGCAACAAAGUGUGUCAGCAGUGUCUUGAACUGCAUUAGGAAAAACAGGUCAAAGGGAAUGAUCCUUCCUCUACUCUGCAUUGGUGAUGGCACGUUUGGAGUGCUGUGUUCAGUUCUGGGCAUCCCAGUGUUAGAAAGACAUGGACUUACUGGAGAGCAUGCAGCAAAUGUCCAUGAGGAUGAUAAAGGGACUGGAGCAUGUUCUGUAGGAGCAGAGGCUGAGAAAGCUGGGACUGUUCAGCCUAGUCAGGAGAAGGGUUGGAGAAGGGGGUUUAUGGAUACAUCAAUAUAUAUAAAUACCUGAUCUGAGAGAGGAGAAAAGGAGUUGGAGCCAGACUCUCUUCAGUGAUGUCCAGUGACAGGAUAAGAGACAAAGGCACAAAUCUUGAUAGAGGAAAUUCACAGAAUCACAGGAUGUUAGGGGUUGGAAGAGACCUCCGGAGAUCAUCAAGUCCAACUCCCUCUUGCCAGAGCAAGAUCACCAAGGGCAGGCCACACAGGAAUGCAUCCAGGUAGGUUCUGAAUGUCUCCAGAGAAGAGGAAUGCAUCCAGGUGGGUUCUGAAUGUCUCCAGAGAAGAAGACUCCACCAGCUCUCUGAGCAGCCUGCUCCAGUGCUCUGUCACCCUCAUGGUGAGGUGGAACCUCCUGUGUCCUAGCUAGUACCUGUUGUUCCUUGUCCUGUCACUGGGCACCACUGAAAAGAGCCUGGGACUUCCACCUUGACAUCCACCCCUCAGAUAUAUAUAUGUUGAUAAGAUCCCCUCUUGGUCUUGUCAAAACCCCUUUUUUUACUGUGAGGACUUUCACACACUGGAAUGAGCUGCAAAGAGAGGUUGUUGGGAGUCCCCAUCCUUGGAGACACUCCAAAUGGAAUGGGAUAGAGUGCUGAAUAACCUGCUCUGGUUUACCAGGCUUUGAGCAGGGAUGGGUUUGGUCAAGAUGAUUUCCAGAGCUCCUUUUCACCCUCAAGUGAGGCUGUGAGUUUCUGAAGAGACCCACAAGGUUGCUGUGCAUUGAAACAACCCUUACCUUCACCCUGCUGUCCCCUCCAUAAAUGGGUAGCCAGGAGUUGUGGGAUCAUUUCAAAGAGAGGGACAAACCCAGCUUUGACCACCCAACCAAACAGAAAAGCUAAGUAUGCCAGUGAAUCUUACACCCAAAGCUGGGUUGGUAUCACUCCACUGGCUGAAGGAUAUUGAGACAAAACCGAAACUGACUUGUUUUGCUCCAUGGCGUUUUGUUUAGUAACAAAAAGCUUUCACUAAACCAGACACAGGGGUUUAGGGGACAGUGAAUUUGUAGACGUGCCUGUAGCUCUGGAAUAAUAAUUUCCAUUUAGGUGCAAAAUUCAUUGGCCUGCUUUGCAUACAGGCUCCUGUCAGCACUGUUGGCUUUUCCUUCUCUUUAGGGUAAUGAUAAGAAAGAUCACUACUUCAUGGUAUGAUGCUAUUUGGCUGGCACUGGAGAGCCUGGAGGGCCAAAUACUUGCCUUGCUGCCAAGGGAUUUCUCUAGUUCUGCCUGCCCGCUUAUUUUAAUGAGCCUUUUAUAACGUCUUGGUGACUGAGUGUAAACAACUUUAUCUGUAUCUGUCCCUGGUGGUGCUUGCAGGCCCUCUCAUUAGACAGCAGUCAUAUAGCUUCCAAAGGAACAGCUCCUUGCAGUUUGGUGUUGUUGUCCCCUUUUACCGCAGAACAAUAUGUGUGCAAGCACUGCUCAGCUGCAGGUCUGUCUUAGGAGGCAAGUGGCAGUGUUGCUCCCUCCCUUGCUGCCAUGGAAUUUAAAAUGGGGGUGAGCAGAGGAGUGCGAAUUGCUGCGUCUCUCCUGGCUUCAUCCUUGUCGUUAUCUUGCAUCCCAGCCUGCAGGGAAUGCUUCCCGCUUCCAGCACUGGCUGACCAAGGACUGCAGGCCUGGAGUCAGGCAGGCAGCAGUCAUUUGCUGGGGGCUGCAGGCAGGUUGCCCAGGGAGGUGGUUGGAGUCUCAUCCCUGGAGAUAUGCAAGGUGAGGCUCAGCAGGAUUCUGGGCAAUCUAAUCUAGUUGAAGAUACUCCUGCUUACUGCAGAGGAGGUUGGACCUUUGGAGGUCCCUUUCACCCCAGACCAUUCUGUGAUUCUGUGUGAUUUGGUUAUGUUGUGGGAGCUGACUGUCCUGCACAGGAGGAGUGCUGUGUGAGACUGGAGGAGCUCUGCUAACAGAAGCUGUUUGUCCCUGCAUUCCAGAGCCUGACCCUUGAGAUUGCCUGUUUAGCAAUGCACCCCUGAGUCCCAGCACUCCAAGGUGCUAGACUGGCCUGAGCAGACAGACUGUGGGGAGAUGCUGUGAUAGAUGACAGCAGCAUGAAUGUGAGCACAAAGUACUUGGAAAUGCUCAGUGCCGUCACAUAAAACAGCUUCAGCAGCAAGAGCCACAGAAGUAUCCCUUAAGUACAGUAUUGACAGACAACAGAGCUGACCAACCCUGUGGCUUCCAGCUGUAAAUACAGGAGCACCACAAACAUGUCUUUAGUUAAAGGGUGCUGCUUCUAAACUGCACCAAAAGAGAAGCAGCAAAAACCCAAUUAUGGUGAUUAAAGUUCUUAAGCUGCCUGUGUGAUCAAGAAUACUCAUUAGCUUCCCUAGUGGCUACUUAGUAGUUGCACUGAUUGUUUUUCCUGCUAUCAUCCAUAGAGAAGCUGGAAGCAAAGAGACUGUAGGGAAGAAGGGAGGAAAAAAGGAGGGGAGAACAGUUUACCUGGUCAGAAUAAACAGUCCUUUUAACAAAGAGCCAGAGAGCCACCAAGUGAAGCACAGGGAUUCACAGUCUCUCAUCCAGUGACAGAAACCAAGCAGCACAACUGCUGUGAAAUGGUCUGAGAAGCACAGCUCCUGUACUGCAUCCAGUAUCUCCUGGGAGAAGCAGUCUACUGCGCUCUCCACUGAGGAUGGGACUGAGAGGCCAGAAGAAAUAUCUUCUAAAUACAUUAAGGAGUUACUUGGUAAAAAUAUAGACUGUAGCCAUGUGCUGCUUUGCCUCAGCCUGCCCUCAGAGCUAGAUCUUCCUGGAGAAAUGGUCUAGUUUGAUUUUAGGCAGUUUCUGAUGCACUAGAAAAGAUUAAAAAGCACAGAUAAUUGACAGGCACUCAAACAUCUCUGGGAUGAUUUAGACUCGUUGCUACCCUCGGCCCCCUUCCCCAGUUGUAAGGGGGAGUGGUUGCUGCUGGUCUCCUGGAUGGAUGAUUGUUUUUCCAUGCGGAGUUUUCCCCUCACUCCUUGUCCCCAUCACUCUUUGUCCCUUGCACGGUGAGAUGAACCAGCUUUGCUUUGCAAAGAAGUAGCAGAGCAGAUACUAAUGGAAAAUUCCCUUCAACAGGGCUGGAAAAUGGUUCAGACUCAACCGUUCUCCCAGGUGUUGCUGAGCUUUCAGCACCUUGAACAAAAAGUACUUUGCAUUUCACUACCAUCUGUUGUCAUGUUAUCUGGCAGUAGAGCCUUAAAGGUAGCCAGUUUUUCAAACCAAAAUAGAGAGGGUUGUAUCUGGGAUCUAGAAAUACAGCCCAGGGUUUGCCCAAUUGUUCCUUGUGUCUAAGAUGAACUGGGCACAAUGACCUUUAUUAAGAACUGGGGACUGAGGUGGCUCACACCGCACUCCUCUUAGGAAGGGCAGUCUGAAUCUGGGUUGAAGUGAAGGGCAGUGCUUUGGCAGCAUCAUUGAUGUUUUCCCUUCUGUGUUCAGAAUGUAUUUGUGUCUCACCGUGUUGGGUUCAUUUGCUGAAAGAUAAGCAUGAGGAGUUGACACCAACACUUGAGAUUAUUUCUUCUGUUAGAUGUAACUGAACUGCGCGAGAAUAGUGGCAAAGUGAAAUGGUGCUUUGUAGCCUUCCAGCAUGAGAAGGCUUCUCUGCUUUCUUAGUCUUUUUGUGUCCCACGUGCUGCUGUACAGAGCCAAGCAGUGUUUGUUGAAACUUGGUAUUGUUUGCACAGUCCAAAGCACAAGAACAGAGCAUGGGGCUCGGCCGCUGUGUCUGCUGUUACAGCACAACACCUAAAUCACCAUGAGUAAAUAAUUCCAGGCUGAA
Messenger RNA from Pogoniulus pusillus (Red-fronted tinkerbird), 7677 nucleotides. RefSeq names its product synaptotagmin 13 (gene SYT13). Gene Ontology annotation, biological process: regulation of dopamine secretion; cellular response to calcium ion; vesicle fusion. NCBI's taxonomy places the organism in Eukaryota, Metazoa, Chordata, Aves, Piciformes, Lybiidae. The transcript is spliced from 6 exons. Gene Ontology annotation, molecular function: clathrin binding; SNARE binding; calcium-dependent phospholipid binding. Gene Ontology annotation, cellular component: axon; synapse; plasma membrane. The coding region runs from base 336 to 1631 and encodes 431 amino acids. The record is from RefSeq and is a predicted model, not a curated record.